Pocillopora meandrina is the source of this 13280-nucleotide messenger RNA. NCBI's taxonomy places the organism in Eukaryota, Metazoa, Cnidaria, Anthozoa, Scleractinia, Pocilloporidae. The record is from the annotation of a GenBank genome assembly.
AUGAGGACGAUGCUCGAGCUGUUAAAAGAGGGUUACAAAUUCGUUGAACUAAUCAGACACCGAUUUCCAAGAAAAGUUGAUGCUGUCAGGAUUCCACCUCGUCGUGGAUUUUAUCAGCGAAAAGAAGAUAAAGAAGUUAUGAAUACGUUGAAACGCCUCUGCAAAAAUGGUAAUUCCUCGCGCGUGAAGACCCUGAUUUUACAUGGGCCAGCAGGACACGGUAAAGUGCACUGCGCGGCAAAUCUGAUGGAUCAACUUUACACUAAACCUGUACGCUCGCGAUUCUUCUGGAACAAACCAUGGAAUUUUCGAAACAGACCAACAAUCCUGUGGACAAUCAAAGCAACAAAUAAAGCAACGAUGCUCGAAAGUUUCUGUAGUCUUGCCAAAGAAAUCGGUCUGACUGAACAGGCCAAGGUUGCAAAUCAGGAACUACCACUUUUCAGCAGAACAUCAGAAGGAAGACAAUACCACAUGAGUCUUCAAAAUCAAUGCCAAGAAAAUGCCUACGACAAACCUUUGAAACAAAUUUACGAAGAAGUUAUGAAGACCCUGAGAAGGCAAGGUUCCUGGGUGCUAUUGAUAGAAGGUGCUAAAGAAGAUAGGUCAAGUCAACAACAAUUUUGGCCUGCGCCAGGUGAUCCGAGCCUUGGAAAUGGUCUGGUGAUCAUGACUACUGAAGAUUCUAAGUUAUUGCAAGAGGAAGGUGAUGACUUUCCAUUGGCGAAGGUGUUCAUCGGUAAAAUGAUGAAAGAAGAUGCAGUUAAAUUUCUUGCGAAAAAAAGUGGUAUCCCUUUAACUGAUGCUGCAUGCUUCGCAAAUCUGGCGCAUUGCAUUCCCCAAGAUAUAGCAAAGUGAGUUCUUUUACAUAAAAAAAGGCUUAAGCUAAGGUGAUCGAGUUGAGAACCUUGAAAGUUUCUUUAUAAUCUUCUCCACAAUCAAGCAUCAACUUAUGAAUCAACUAAUCCGUAAAAAUCAUGAAUUAUCAAUUCACGUUAGACGGUAACUCAUCAGAGGCCAUCCCUUUAUAAACAUCUUAAAGGUUGUAGAUCUGUAAUUUAAUUUUUCUAAUAACAGGUUAGGAGCUUUUGUGAGGGAAUACCAAGAAGAAACGAAUAAAAAACUAACUUUUGGAAAUUUACCAGUACCACCGAAAGAAGUCACAUUCCCUCAGUAUAUGAUAAUGAUGAUGGAACUAACACGUGAAAAUCAAACGCAGGUAAGCUUAAAAUAUUUUAGUUUAUCUUGCAGUACGGAGAGGCGACAACCAGGUUCCAGAAUUACGAUGUUAGAGAGGUAUACUUAGAUUAAUGGUUGAACCGGUCUGCCUUCUAUAUUUCAGUUAGGCAGUGUUCUAAUCACUAACAUCUUUGGUUCUCUCGUUUAUCCUUAGCUGUUAAAAUUCUUGGCCUGCUGUUCUAGUGAGAACUACUUGCCCCUUGAAAUUCUAGAUAGAGGUAUUACAGGUCCAUUGGAACGAGCAAAUUUCAGAACAUUUGUCGAAUGGUCUACGAGAGAGGAAAUUAAAGUAGUAACCAUACAUCCAAGAGAACACACCAUGCUCAGAGAUAUACUCAGUGGGCAAAGCCGAAGUGUUACUGGUUAGUUGCAAGCUAAUAUUAGCUCUGUCACAUAAUGUAAGCAACAGCUGUCAGAAUAUGCAAAGAUGACUUGGAAACGUAAUUUCUAUUUGUGAUGGCCGUAAAACCUAACGUCCAUGAUCUAAAGAAAUAACGGAAGUUUCGUUAAUAAAAUAACGUUAUAUGUUUCAGCAAAGAUAACCUAGAAGGCAAUGAAAGCCGCUAAUCUCGCCUGCAUUUCAAAGGAACUUCAUUACCUUUCGCUUUUGUGAGUAAGGGUUCCCUUGGAGUAAACAACUUCUAACUUCAUUAACACUUUCGAGCGGAUACGAGAAUAAAGGCAAUCACCGGAUCUUUUUUUAGCGAAAAUAUUUCAUAUUUGGAAUGAUUAUAGUGGGGCACAUCCUCCUCAAAGAGAUUAUUCCCAAUAGAUUUUUAGAUUCUAAAUAUAUAUCACUCCCUCUAUUUCCCUACGGUGCUGUAUUGUUCUAACGUUCCAAUUGUUCUACUCCUUUUGACAACGACUUUAUAAUUUCAAAUUUUACUCAAGACUUGGUUUCCCACUUAGUCCUCUCUUGCUGUUCGUGAGUCGUAUUUUCCUUUGUAGGAAUAUUUUACUCAUUUAUUUUUUCCCCUUCUUUAUUUUCGUAGAAAAGACAUGGACAUACGUAUUGAACAUUCCCUUCUUGCAAAACAAACCACGAAACAUAAACACUCCUACUCUGUCGUGUCUCGAUGUCUUUCACGUGAUUAAAUGCCUGAGCGAGGUAUGCAAAGAUGCUUUACAAAACAACAGGAAUAAAGACUUCAAAUUGAUGCGCUUCGUUUUACCACAUCUGAAAGAAGCUGUGAAGGUAUGCACUAAAACAGCUGUUCUUGUAAUGACUAACUACUGAUCUGAUCUGGCCGGAAGAAAAAAAAGCAUAAAAAAUUCGCAUUUUUCAAUCUUUUUCCAAAGUCUAAGGCUUAAAAGACAGUGAUCUCUAGAUAUGUGGUUGUGUUACUGGCAAAAAAUCUUGGUAUUUCCAGUCGUAUACUUUUGGACGCAGAUGUAAACUAGGUCAAGAAGAGCUGGGUUUUUUUCAUGCACAAAAGUGAAGUGAAGUGAUCGGGGAAAAGUCGUCCAGCAUCGCCGGCGCUUGUAUGGCAUUUUUACAAAAAAAUAUUCGUGACAAUAAUAUGGUUGUGUAAAAAAAUUAAUGAGAGCAUUGAACUCAGUGAAAGUGAGUUUAACCAUUCGGUUUACUUGUCCUAUGAUGAACUUUUGAAAUAUGGAAACAGUCUGGAGACGAAAAUGUUUGAUACCGAAUGAUUAAGAAAUAUCAUUAUGGAUUAAAGGCAAGACUUCUCCCCAAAAAAAUACACUUUUUGUCACUCACCUAGUUCUGAUGGUUUUUUGGGAAUUUUUUACGCCUUAAUUUCAGUUUUCGAGCGGAUUUCCAGUAAGCUUUGCCAACAAAUACUUUACAACUGAUAGAUUUUGCUGCCGCUAAAGACUUUUCCGAUUCAAAUUUCGAUAAUCCAGCUUCAUUUUUUGAACAUUUACCGGGAAAAGGAAAUGUAACGAAAACCACAAAUGACACAAUAAACCGCGUUUCAAGGAAUUUGGCGUGUUACAUUGCAAGGAAAUGAAGAACAGGAUUUUACUGUACAAACGUCUUCGUAGUUGUCUCCCGCUCGUGAUGAUAUCCUAUUUUUUAAUAGUUCAAACAAAAUUGUUAAUAUGGCCUCUUAUGAGCCAGCUGUUUUGCUAAUUAAUAUCUGCUAUAUUCGAUCGGGGCGAUUGUAGCAAAUGCAGAGCAAGGAAAUCUUUUCUGAACUAACUUUAAAUCGAAUCAGGUGCGGCCUUGCGUGAACAAGGACAACUGCAGAUGAGUGGGAGUGAAUGAUGCAUUUAAUGUGUAAAUCACAUUGAAAAACAAGUUUUUUUCCUUAAAGCUCAAGGAAAAGUUGAAACUAGAAGGAGAAUUCGACCCCCUCGUCAUGGCUAAUGGACAUGCCUGUCUUGGGGAAGGUUUGCUCAUCUUUGGAAGGCCUGAAGAAGCAAGGGAGAACCUCAAGAUUGCUCUAAACUUCUUCAAGAACUAUGAAGGCCAAGAGAAUGUGCAACUUGACCUGGCUAACGUGUGGCACUUCCUGGGAGAAGCCCACAGCAACAGGUAUAAGUUGAAUCCUCAUAUUCUGCGCACAACCAGUUAAGGCAUAGUUUCAACAUCGAAAUCACAAAUUUAACAAACAUAUUUCCAUUAAAAUUGAUAAUUAUUUUACGAACAUAUUUCGCAUAAUUACAUCAUUUUUGGAAAAUGCCCGUUGUUUUGCUUUCAUUUUAAAUUUUAAAAAUCCAGUUAACUUCAUUUUGAUACGAAAAGAGAAUAUCUCCUCCAAACCACCUCUAAUAAGCAGUAUCCACGUCUAAAAAAGCAACUAAGUUUUGAAAGCUUGGGCAGUAAGGAUACGUUAUCACAAGUUUAGAAUGUUAGUUGCAUUUCGACCGAGGGUUCGAAUUAAAGGUACAGAUUCUUGCUAUAUCAUAAGUCUUAUGGGUUAAUUUAUGAAUUUAUAGUCACCUCGCGAGCCCGUGGGAAAGAAAAAUGUAUUUAGAAAUAGCCUUGCAAAAGAAAAAGCGGUUCUACAAAGGAGAGGAUCACCCACAGAUUGCUUUGACGCUACGAAGUCUUGGAAAUGUAUUGAACGAACUGGGAAUACAUACUAAAGCUAUGUAAGUAUCGAAGAAAGUUAAUUAUAGCCCAGAGAUAACCUUCGGUAAGUUAUUUUCAAAAUUAAUUUUCAAAAGAUCCAGCGACUCAAUUUUAAGAAAAUAAAGAGAAAUUAGAAAAAGCAGUCAAACCGAGGUGUUACUCUCGACUGAAUGCCCAAAACAAGCCACUAGACGAAGCACCACUUACGCUAAAAUUACCUAUGCUAACGUCAUAUGUUCCACAAAGUUUCAUCAGACAAUCGUAUCUACAAUCUUUACACGUUCAUAAUAAAAUGAUCAUGACGCGGAAUUUCGAUCCAGCUUUAUCCAAAACUUCAACGACAACAAAUGAUAACCGCGAAAAAAUGUAAGCAAUGUUUAAAAUCAGAAUAAUGUUCCCGGUACCUAAAUCUUUUUUCUCUUCAAAGCAGUAAAACGCCAGACUGAGGAUUUCCUUCUGACACUGCAGCUCAGGAAACAUCACUAUCAAAAACUCAAAUUCUUUGAACGGAAAUCAAAGAAACUCACUCUUGACAGUAAUUGCCUUGUUCAUCAACUUCAGUUAGCCUCAAUGAAAAUCUGAAACUUGAUCAAUUCUAGAGAGAAAAUCUCUUCUCCUUCCUGUUGAAAUAUUUUAUAGCAUGUGCCUGUGUGGAUAGAAUGUAUAGCUUGUGAUGAAAAGCAAGGCACCAAGAAAACCACUGGCUUGUCAAUAACCACAAUAAAUAUUUCCCAAAUUUUUACUUUCAGUAUUCAGGAAGAUACUUUAGACUUUGGAGGGUUCAGACAGGAAGCGAAAUAUUGCUUCUGCUUAAUUUACUUCAAAAAUCACAUUCGCAGCAAACUCGAUAUAUUCUCACAAAAGUUUACGAACGACUUUAGACUGCCAGAAAGUUUGAGGCCUUGAGCGAAGCAAGCCGGCGGGAGAUCUGUGAGGGGUUUAACAUCGAUGAUCAGAUUAAGUUUUAGAUUAAUAUGCGAGAGUAAUUCUUUCUCAUGCAUUAAAAAAAUUCACUUUUGUCUCAGUAACUUAAUCCAAAGAGCCCUGAAGAUUUAUGUCGGUAAAGAAAACUUCAAACAGGAAUAUGGUUACACCCUGAGUGCAUUGGGAUCUUCGUACCGCUACCUCGGUCAGUAUGCUGAAGCAGAAGACUACUUAAAGAUGGCUCUCAAAAUCUUUGAAUCCGUCGAAUCACCAAGCGAACUGAGGGUAAUGUUAUACUUAUUUUACCUUUACGUUCUAGUUGAAGCUUGUUUUCAGCCUCGUCACAAUAUCCCUUCCCUAACAUUAUUACUUAUUGGGUUCCAGUCUAAUAGUUAAUUUGAGAGUGCGGUAUUGGACCUUGUUGAUCUAUAUGUCUGCAGAUAGCAUUCAUAAUAUCAUCCUGUAGCUCAUAUGCACCGGAUCUUAUAGCAUUCAUGAACCAGUGGAGCAGAAUUCUGCCUGGAAACUCUUGCAACUAGAUUAAGCUUAAAUACUAUAUUUUUACACCAGAUAAUUAUGUCUUCAAGCUUCACGUUUUGGGAGACUAAACGGAUCUCGACUUACAGACGGAUGAUGAAUUGUUAUUCCAACAUAAAUUGUUGUGAAUGGGGAUUAUUCCCAUUAACGACACGAGUUAUGUUAUCUAAGAUGUAAGAUACUUGUCUGCACUAAUCCUCUAUAAUAAUACUGAUUUUACCAAUAUAUAAACUUUCUGGCAACGCGACAAUGCUCUUAGUUUGAUUCCGAUGCUAUGGUGGCAUGCCUUCAAUGUUCCAGGAUAAAUGGCUUUUUGCCAUCAUUGUUCUUGUAUUUGUUCUGAAAUUCCUUCAUACUGUCAUCCAGGGCCCCUUUGUUUCCAGCAAAGUAAGCUGUAGUUGCAUUUUGGAAGAGUGACAAUUGUUUAUGCAUUACUUUCACCUGUUGAGGAAGUAGAUAAAAGAAACAAAUAGCAAAACUGAUCCAACUUCUACUCGGGCGCAUUGCGUGGAAUAAACGUUUAAGGUGUCUACAUGCAACGUCUAAUAGGGCACUCCUCACAACAAUUGUUUGCUCAUAUUAAUGAAACAUUGAUACUUAAAACCUACGAUGACUUCUCAUAGAUACCUAUGUCACUAACCCAAGAUACCUCUUCCCCCCUUCAAGCAAGACUAACAUUUCAUCUUGGAUAUAGUCACAUCAGUUUUAAACAGCUGAUAUAAAUUGCACGCUCACACAAAAUAAACAGUUCUAGCUUAGACUUCGCAAUGUAUUUGUGACCUCAAACAAGAUAUCUUAUAUAAUGUCUUUCUUUAGGAUUUUCCACUUUUUAAAUGUCCAAAAUUUUUCAUCAUAAUUUCACUAAAAGUUAUGUCUGUUGAUUAUUGAAAAUUUCUGUUAAAAUACCGUAUCAGAUGAAAAUAAGUGGCAUCGUCAAGGAAAUUCAGAUUUUUUAAGUGCUUCCGUCGAAACCCCGCAUAAAUGCUCAAAUGCUUUUAUUUUCAAAAGGGAAUUCUAUAAUUUUUUUCAUGUCCACCCGAGUAAAGCCCAUAGCGGUAGUGUAAAAGACAACAUCUCGCCAUGAUUACUGAAAGUGGGUCACAUGAGACGUGAAUUGCAAAAAUACCUUGUUUUCUUCUAAAAAUCUGAGUUUGAUCGCUAAAUCACCCCGAAGUCGAUCAAAUUUGUCUUUUUGGACAUCAUACUUCUGCUUUGCCGCUUCAGCUUUGUGAACUGUCGCUGCUGUUCUUGGUCCAACUUGGAUGGAUUCCAGGUCUGUCCUGUAAGCAUCAUAUUCUAUUCUGGCGGAUUCAUAAGCUUUCACUGUCAUGAUGGAAUCCUCUAUGGUCUUGUGCACCAGAGUCGUCAAGUUAGAUGUAAAAAGCUUAAGUGCCCCAAGAAGAACUUCUCCAUUCUUGACCAGUAAUCUUUGGUACUCAGAAUUGUAGUUAAAGUCAGCCUGAAGUUCUGGAGAUUUUACCCCUAAAUCUGCAAAGGCAUCGGCAAGACCUCUUUGACUUUGAACCAUAUUCUGUAAAUGGUUCGUCAUCUGUUUUGCCAGUUUUAGAACAUUAACAUACUUUACUUGGGUUUCUUUUAACAGAAGAAUCUGUCCUUCAAGUUCUUUGUCCACGGUCCUUGUGCCUUUACCAAAACGUUCAGAAAGAUACUGCCUGGUGAAUUUAUAAGUUGAAAUACUCCAUUUCUUUAAGUGAUCUAUUUUCUGAGACGCAUUUGCUCGAAUUAGAGCUUGGGAGGUGGGAUGACUACCUGAAGUCGUACCUUCAGAUGACUGCCAAGGCGUUGGUGAUGUGGCGGGCCCUGCUGAGAUUUGGUCAAUAAUAAAAGUUAAAGGUUUAAGCAAACAGCUACAGCUUUAAGGCUCGACUUUCUGAAUAGCGAACUAUAAAAUAUUUGUUGCGUUAAUAUCUCUGAGGAGAUGCACUACCUCAGAUGGCGUUUUGUCCCUCAGUUGGUUACCAGUACAAGAACAAAGACACAAACCUACUGCAAAAAAAGCUUUGUAUAUCCCGUUUUGGCCUGAGUUUAUGAGCUUAGACGUACAAAAGCCACCCAGGAACUUAAGAUCUACCGGUGGUGCUCAAGUACAAAUCCCACCAAUGACAAAUAUAUUUCAAGACAGUGCUGUGACUCUUUUGAUUAAGCUCUUCUUGAGACAUUUUUUAAACACAGCAAACCAUGGCGUUUUUAGCAGAGGUUAAGCGCUUACUUAGCCAAACUAAUGCCGUUAGAACAUGCUAACUUGAACCUCCUCAACUAGUUCCUUCCAAUUUUUAUGAUUGAUGUAAUAUAUAGCAUUUAACUAUCAUUUUUUUUUUGCUAUCGUUAUCCUUCCUUUAUUGUAUAUCAAUCGGUAGGUGUAGAGCUACUCUCUAGAGAUAAUACCGGUAAGCAUGUCCUAGACAGGGAAUUGGCUUUGGCCUCAAUAGCUCAGUGAUUUGUUGCGCACGUACAAAGGAUCUCCAUUUGUUUUCUUCCCAACGAAAAGAGGAAAACUUUACGACUAAUGGAGUUUGAAGACUUUCAUAGACGAUAAUUACAACUAAGUGGGCGUAUUCCCUAUGUUUACUUCAUGGCCUAUAUGUCGUAAUUAAACGGCUCUGGAUCCGCCUCUAAAUAUGUGGUUGAAUGUACCAAAAAACCGAUGAAUACGAUGUUGACACAGUAGCUGCCGAUUAAUUUGCUCUAGUUUUCAAAUGUGCAUGUCAACGGAGCCCGGUUAAUUUUCAAAGGUAAACUUGUUAGAAAUAUUGAGCGUUGGAACAUCUUUUCCGAGAUCGUACGACCAAGAAAUCUUGACUCACAGAAUGAUACUAGUUUUUCUUAUUCAUCAAUGUAAAACGUGCCUCCAACAUUAGUAGAAAACCGCUCUUCGAUAAAGAUGUUGAUUUAGAUCUCAUAAGAUAGAAUAAAUAACUUAUUAUGUUUCUCAUUAUUAGCCCCCUAAAACUUCAUAUUUUCAUAUCUUUUCACUGGUUGAUCUCCGGUUGCAACAGCUUACCUCGAGAGGCUUUGUUGGUAUCCUUCAUUGAUAUCAUCCUAAAAACACGGACUAGUUUCCUUCACCAAGCUACGAAAUUAAAAAUCACAGACGCGCAGUGAAUGUGACUAAGUGAGCGGCUAGAACAAGCACGGGCACCGGUACCCGCAAUUACCUGUAGCACAGUCCGCAAUAGAAUGGCAAGACUAUUCGUAAGGAGUUUCAACUCCCACGGGUCUGUAAAAGGCGCAAAACUGAGUAGAUAGUACAAGUACAGUGGCUCAGCUUAAGAAAAUUUCAUGUAAGAGUUGCAGCUUACUCAUGAUGUAAAUUAUGAUGGGAAAGAAUGACCAUGAUCGAAACGAAACUUUAGUAAACAGCUUCGCGUGUACAACUCGUAAUACACAAACUGAACUCUAGAUCAUGUUUUCCACGAGAAUUGUGAAGUCUGUUUUUCAUGUUUGUUAAAAUAAAUUUGAACAGAGCUUUUGAAGUAUGCUUUUAGUAAACAAGUAUUAUCUUGUCUAAUUUUUCUCACCGCAGUCGUUUGGAGGGCAAGAAACCUAUAUCCAGACGAAAUCUCUAUUGCGAGAGAACUUGCAAAAUUUUUUGCAUGUAUCUUUUGAAGAAAAUUUUGAACACGCAACCUAUGGGUGAUAUCAGAAUAAAAUGGCAUUAAGUGAUAAAAUUAUAACCAGAAGAGAAAAAAAUCAAAAGAGUGUUAUGCCAAUGGCCACCUCAAACCACCUGGUUUUUUUUCAUUAGGUUGCUCUAAUUCACUGUUGUUUCAAACGCAAGCGGUAAGGAUAUAUCUAACUGACUGCAAUUAUCUGGCCUGAACAAACUAAAUGGUCUCAACCUAAAAACCUUACCUUUCAGAUUGGCGCGACACUCAGCCGUUUGGCCUCUGUGCAAAGAAAUAUGGACAAAUUAGAUGAAAGCAUUGCUUCCUUGGACAUGGCACUUAAAAAGUUUGGAUACAACGACAUAUACAGUGCUGUUAUUUUAUCAAAGCUGAGCGUGGUGUACCGCUACAAGGCGGAUUUUAAAAGAAGUCUCCAGUUUGCGUUGAAAGCUAAAAAAAUUGCAGAUGACCAAUAUGGCACAAAAAGUCAUCCCGGUAAGUUAUUGUUAAUUCUCAUCGUAUUCUCCACAAUGUUACCGUUUUGUUAUUAAUAAAACGAAGAGGUUGAACUAUUCAUUACAUUAGCUACGUUAAUCCUUGAGAACUUUUGAACUCGAGAGGAUCUUUUUUCGUUACAGCUAGAGCUACAGCAUUGUUAAAUCUUGGACAUGCGUUGAGUGAUGUGGGAGAUGUAGACGAUGCAGUGAGAAGUCUUACAGAGGCCUUAGAUAUCAACAAGAAAAUCCAUGGCAGUAUCCAUCGCAUUGUGGCCGCCAACUACAACUAUUUAUCUUAUGGCUACCUACAGAUGGGAAUGGUUCAACAAGCCAAGAAAGAGCUACAAAACGCUAUAAAGGUCAUGCACCAUUACUCUCGCUCUCACCCAGGUAAUAAGCGACAUUGUUACUUUCAAUAGCAGAAACAGCUCGAAACUUACUCUCGAAUCGUAUAAAUAGAUUGAGUUUAGGUCCUCUGUCGUACUUUAAGAUGAAGAGUAAGAGGACAUUUUUUUUCUUUUAUAACAACCUGUCUCACUCUAACGGCUUUUGUGUGUAAACGAUCAUUAAUAAAAUUGAUUAGAGAGGGGUCUCCCCUCAACCAGGAUUAGAUUCGACUAAGAUAAGAAGCUAAAUCGAGGACAUGUAAGGAAGCCCUUAGGAUCCGGUGCAAUUGUUUUUGUCUCCGGUGCAAUUGUUUUUGUUACGAGUUAAAAUCAGGGUCUUCUUACCGCCAAAACACCGCGAUGGCGAGAGAUUCCCCAACGAUUGUAAUAAUUUCGAUCAAUGCAUAUUAGACCCUAAAAUCAAAGAUGACGUAUUAACGCUUACAGCUGUUUUUUUUCCUUUAAGAGAGAGCUAAUUCUCUAAAGAGGCUAAGCAAGGUCUGCUUAAUCCUCGGGGAAACCAUCAAAAGCGCAGAUUUAGCUGAACGUGCUCUCCAAAUCUACAAACAAACGCAUGGAGAUACCAUGGAACAUAGAGAGGUAAGCCAAAAAACACUGCAUAGUUGGUGAGUUAGAUUUUUAUGAUAGGUACAAGUACACUGGCCUGUGAAUUUUCCUUUUUGUUUGGAAGGAGCCCUUUUCAGGAGUACUGAGGUUAAGGAGUCACAACUUUUGCUCAUGUCUAGGUAUAUUAAAUACGAAAACUUAUCUUACAGUAUACAUAGUCUGCCUAUCGAACAAUUUGUUGAUUUCUCUUGAAUUUUACUGCCGGGUAAUGGGUAAAGGACCCUUAUCAGCUAUUGUUUUUUCUAUAUAACUUGCUCAAUUUAACAAAUAAUUUUCACGUUGCCGUGCCUCUGUUCAGUAAUAGAUCACAGCUGACGUUCAUAAUGUGGUACAAACAAAACAGUGGCAAACAAGGCAAAGCCGACUGUGUUACUAAUGUUCCCGCCACAUUUUGACGUCUCUUAGUGAACUGUUCCUGUACAGACCCGCGGCAAUAUGGAAUCUAUUGGUUUUACAUAACAGAAAGCAAACUGUUGAAAAUGGUGAGGUCAUCUAUGUGUCUGUCCUCCUGCAUGUCGAAUUCAGCUUAUCAUAAGAAAGCCGUUGCCUAUCGACCAUUAAGACGGUCAGACGCAUGCAUCUAUUUAAGCCAGCAAAAAGUUUGUUCAAAGUGACCAUGGCUGAAGCAGUAUUACGUAAAAAUAUGUCGAAGCCUUAUAGAUUUCCUACAAUAAAAAGGUCACAAAGACAUUUGGCCGAAGUCGAUUGCGGCAUCAAGAGAAAAUAGCCACAGCAUCAGGAAUUUCUUACUAAGACUGUAAGUUAGGCUUUCAAACCAGUGUAACAAUAGUUAUUAAUAAAUAUCGAUAAAAAUUGGAAUCAAAACAUGAGCGAGGACUGAACAUAUUUGAUGCCUUGAUACACAAUGGGGGAACCAAGUUCUUCAACUUCGUGACAUUGAUUCGUUUCCCUAAAAAAAAUAAAAACUUCUAACAUUAGGAAAAAAAUGAUCGAUUUUCAGAAAAACAGUUCCACUUAGAGAUAGAGACUCGGAUUAAAUACCGAGGAAAUGAUAAUAUUCAGCCCUGGCAAGGAGAAACAAAUGUAAACGAACACCUGAUUCCACCUCGUACCAAAUAUCCUUCUAAGUGGAAUUCUCUAUACGGUAACGAGUGCAUACAGACGCACAAGGGCCACACACCAGCAAAUUUAAAUUGAAAGUUUAAUUAAACUCGUCAUUCCAUGAAUUGUUUCGAUGAUCGCUUCUUCAUAACAUGAUCACGAAAGUUUGAUAUUUUUUCAAAUUACCUUCACACCCUUACAUUUAUAAGUAAGCGGAUUUUAGAAUUUUAGUGCUGUGUUUUGAGACAAAUUUAGAUUAUUCACAGAAUUCGAUUAGGACUUGUGUCGUAACACACGUGUCCAGUUUCUCUCCACUCCUUUGCAAACAGAUUUCAACUCAACAGUAAUGAAGGGAACACCUUAGUAUUUUUUACCUCUUUCCCCAACUAUCCAGGGCUUCUACUUGCAAGGACGAAAUUUGUUUCCGAUAGGUUAGCAAGUAACUAUAUGCCUUUUCUCUUAGUAGGGUAACAACAUAAAGAUAAAAAUUAUCAUGAUUUUAUGUUGACAAUUAGUAGGCGACACUACAAUUCUAUUGUAUUGCCUAUUUCAGGUGCGGAGGGGUGCAGUUCGGGUGGCUUACGCUUGCUCUAAGCUUGGUUUGUCUGACAUGGCUGAAGAAUAUCUCAAAGAGGUAGAACUUGGUUUUCCCAUGGGCCAAGAAAUUAGGUCCCACCCCGAAUUUGCCGCACUUCUCCGGAAGAAAACCGAAAUUACUUUAGAUAGCUUCGAAUUCAACUGGCCUUUGAACGAGGUGAGCGUCCAAGAAAUACUUUCACGGGCAAACAAGGAUUUACUCCAAGCAGAAGAAAUUUUGAGCUAUCCAUUUCGAUUUAAACAACAAAUCGCAUUAACAAAGAAGGAAAAAGCGCGAUUAAGCAUACUAAUGGGAAACUACGGCAACGCGUAUAACGACAUUCGUUCAGCUCUAAACAUUCUCCCGCGGUAUUGCGAUUAUUUGAAGGCAGAUUUUUCGUUGAUAAGGAGUGAUGCUGAAAGAGGCCUAAAUCUGGUUAAUAGAUCAAAGGUGUCUUUGGAAACAGCUGAAAAUAUUUAUCGAAAUAUUUUUGGUGACGACCAUCCAAUGGUUGCAGUCACUUUGCAAAAGCAGUGUUCUCUACAUUUGGAUUUCGAGCACAAAAGUAACACUGGCAUGAACGAAACCCAUAAAUAUUUUGAAGCAAGUCACAAAGCUUGUGAAGUCCUUAAAAGUAACUUGGAGCAGCAGCUUGCCGGUAUCCAAAGAGAUUUUCUCAAAAACUACAGUUUUGAGCGACACCCUAUUCUUAAACGACAGAAGUCGCUUCAUAAAAGGUUAACGCGCAAUCAAGGUGCUUGGUGA